CGUGGCUACAAAAGGACCGAUCUUAAAAUAACGUCUUUACGUUCUCUAGCUUUAUCAGAGCCCAAGCUGUCGUUAUGUCACAGUCGCUACAAUGAGGCUUCUAAAGUAAACGAACGCGAUCAAUAUGUUCCUCUAUGCGAGAGUGAUGGAUCAUAUAAACAAAUUCAGUGCAACUCAGCAACAGGAGAAUGCUGGUGCGUCGAUGGCGAUGGAAGAGAAAAACAAGAAACCCGACAAAUUGGAAAGCCAAUUUGUGAUUCCCAGGAGGCUGUAAAGAACUGUUCGUUACCUCCAGAUCCUGGACCGUGUAAAUCUUCAAUGCCUUCAUGGUUCUUCAACAGCACUGCAGGGGUGUGCUCUGCGUUUAUUUAUGGAGGGUGCGAUGGUAACAACAACAGAUUUAACAGUUAUGAUGACUGUCAAGCCGGCUGCAAUGGUCGAAAUUUAACUUUCUGCGAGUUGCAACGUGAGAUAAGUACCGGACGCUCUGAUGAUUUUAUUCCUCGCUGCAAAGGGGACGGCGAAUUUGAACCAGUGCAAUGUCACCGUCUGUCAGGCGUGUGCUGGUGUGUAGAUGAAAUCGGCAUGGAAAUUCCUGGUUCACGAACACCAAGAGGCUUGCCUAAAUGUAACGGAACAAACGGCGAUACCGGAGGCCGACGAAGCAGAUGAAAAUAUAUUUCCUGACAGGAACCUUCAUGUCAGUGAAAGUGUGGCAGCAAGGAAUUUAUAUAUGCUUCAACCUAACAUAUGCUUAGCAUUUUGUGUUCACUCAAAGGCGUCGUAAGACCUGUUUCCUUUAACACUCAAUUUUGUAACAGAAAUAUCACUUCAUCGAAAACAGUUUCCGAGAGGAAGAGAAAGAGAGAUAGAAAAAAUUAUUAUACUUAGGUAUGGAAACAAUUUUAAGCAGGUCACUUUUUUUUCCCUUUGGUUUCGUCUCCUCAGCGUAAAAUAAGUCUCUAAUGCUAUUGCUUUGGAAGAUGACCUGUUCUUUGCGGUGUAAAUGUCACAAGAAGCUGCUGUAUAUAGCCAGUCGUCCUGAAGAGCUGUCACGAGAAUUUUGUACUUUUGAAUCACAUUUAAUUUCUAGUGACAUUUGUGCAAGAAAGCUCCUGCGUGUGUGAGCCUUUUCAAGCGACCAACUGCAUUUGUAUUUAUGUUGAAAUUGAGACCACAAUUAUGGCGGCUCGCUGCUAGCAUGCUGUUAAGUUGACGAGCCCGUAGCUAUAGUAUAAGUAGUUUUGUGUUUCUGUCAUGAAAUGCAUCUGUGUUCCUCAGGCGUAAUGGGGCGCGGUAUUUUAGAGAUAAAGUCGAUAGAUGGGACUGAUGUAUUUAUCGUGGGCAAUUCAGUGGAGGCUCUACCGUUAUAGGCGGUCAUGUUAUUUCUGAGGAAAAAAAGCUAAUAAAAAAUAUAACGGCAAAGUAUCCUUUGUUUCUGAUGUGUUUUCUUCUUUCGACUUUUUUACAGAUGGUAGAGAGCUCUAUUUUACAACCUACAUGUAACGCUGUCUUAAUUUCAAUGAUUGCUUAAUAAUUAUAAACGAAGAUUUUGAUCGUUUUCCCAGAAAUUCAAUAAAGCCCGGUUCCGUGUAUGACAUAUCCCCGUUAUAAGAAUCAAUUCUGCGAGUCUCUUGGUACUUCGCUUGUAAUAAACUUUAUGUCCGCUUCUGGUUGCAUUACUCGGUGUUGGUGAGCCUGCAGCUCUUCUGAAGAUAUCUGUACGGAUCGGAAUAGAUUCUUAAAGGUCCUUCUGAACUCGGGCAUUCGCGCAUAAUAUACGAUGGGAUUGACAAAUGAAUUGGCUAGCUGUAGACAUCUUCCAGUGUAAUGAAGUAACUUGCGUAGUUGGUCAAUGCGCACCAAGUAGGAUAUUAUGUAGCUCACUGUUAAAGGCUGCCAUGCUAGCACUGAUAACGAAGUUACAAUGAAUAAAGUCAUGGCAAGCUUCUUGUUUUGUUCGCGUCUGUCUACUGGUAUCCUCGGAUCCUCGUUUCUUUUGGCAAUCCUAUUGCCAAGUACGAAGAUGGAAUAAGCACCAAGCAGAGCAUCAAGAAAGAUGCUCCGAUUAUGGUGGCGAUUUUGAUGCUGAUGAUUUCGAAAGCA
This is a messenger RNA of Orbicella faveolata, 2106 nucleotides long. RefSeq lists its product as uncharacterized. Gene Ontology annotation, molecular function: protein binding; serine-type endopeptidase inhibitor activity. Gene Ontology annotation, cellular component: extracellular region. The record is from RefSeq and is a predicted model, not a curated record. NCBI's taxonomy places the organism in Eukaryota, Metazoa, Cnidaria, Anthozoa, Scleractinia, Merulinidae.